Molecule: messenger RNA, 1290 nt
Organism: Drosophila montana
Lineage: Eukaryota; Metazoa; Arthropoda; Insecta; Diptera; Drosophilidae
Exons: 5
Coding region: 1-1290 (429 amino acids)
Source: RefSeq, a predicted model, not a curated record
AUGUCAGUUCGUCGAACUAGGAAACACACGCUAACCGACGAGGAACGGCUGGAUAGACUAUAUCCCCUGCCACCGCAACCACCCGAUCAGUGUCGCGAUGCGUUCCUCAGGGAGUUGCUCCCGCCGCAAGAGCCCAUUUCAUAUGGCUCGGUCGAAUUUAUGGAGGAAGCGUCCAUAACGUCCGAUGAUAGCAUAUUGUCCAAACAAGUUGGAAGCGGUGUCGAGGCGAGGAUCGUGGACGAAUUUGUAAAACAUCGCGCCGCCAUAAUCCCAAGCAGGCAAGCAAGGCUAUCCAUAAAACCCGUAUUGCAAGACGACAAAUUGCCCACAUCGGUCCUAAACAAGAUGCUAACGGAACGCUACGGCAGCAUAGCCAAGGCCAUCGGCUUUGUGGCCGUGCUCUUUCAGCUGACGGAGCUCAAGAACCGGAUGGCCGUGGUGCGUGAGAUGUGGAGGUUAAAGUCGAAUGUCGAUCGUUCCAUUCGCAUGUUCAGCUGGUCCCUCAAGGACUAUUUCAUGCGCUUCAAUAUACGCAAUACGGUAUACCUGGACACCAUUGAAUUGGAGCUGAAGGGUCAAAUGGACUGCUUCAAGUUUCGCAUGGAUCUCAAGGAAGUCAUACGGCUCAUUGAUGCUGUGUAUGAGGAUUUUAAGGCCAAGCGCAACAUCUGCAGCAGGUCCAUGUUAGUUAUAAAAGAUGCCCAAGUGGAUGUUAUGGAGCUGUUGUCGAGUUCCCAGAGGGAAGCUGAGGCGCAUCAUAAUCAACUAACAAAGGCUAUGCAGCAGACAUCACGUUUUGGCAAUCCGGGCGGACAAGCGAAAAUCCAUUACAUGGAUUGUUUGGCACCAAUCGAGGCACGCUACAAGAUAAACUGGGCGCAAUCAAUAAUGGAGCAGUCCAACUUGCAUGAUGAAUUUCGCAAUAAGGAGAUCUCAGACCAGUUGAACUAUUUCAAAGAGAAUCUCACGGAAGUUCGCUACCUUUGCGAUACCACAAACCUGGCCUAUGAUUUGGAGAUCAACAAUUACAAGGGACGCAUCGCUGAGACCGAGCAGGCAUACGAGGAGAGUAUGGAGCUAGUCGACAACGAGAUUAAUUUGACACGCAACAAGUUGAUCAAAGUCAAAGAUGAUCUAGCUUUUUGCAAGAGCCAAGUGCCCGUGUUUCAUCGAAAAAUUGCAGAGGUAAGGGAGAUUCUUACCAGCCAAGAAGAAGAGCCCAAGCGAGUCACGGAACGAAUAUCGACUCGUGUCUCAAAAAAGAUCUCAAAAAAUCUUCGAAAAGGAUGA